GGUAUGUAAAGAAUAUAAACUAGAGAUGGCUCUUCUUGUCGGGUUUCAGCUGGGCUUCAUACUUUGUUAUUUUAUUUCGAAAUACAAAUUUACCGAGAUUCAUCCGAAAACUUUCCACGUGUUUAUGAAUCAUUGCCAUGACUCAUUGCCUCCCACAAGUUCUUCACACUUAAUAUCAAGACACUCGCGGGGCUGGACGUAUGAUAUGGAUGUUCUUGAUUUGAUGGUUGGAGUACGUGAGGUGCAGGCCCUGGACAGGGAUUUAAGACCUGUCUGGAGGGAGUCUGGCAUGCCUUGUCCUGUGGCAUCAUGUGGUACAGACAUGAUCUACACCAAGUACAGGAAUCUGGUGGCGCAUUGGGUGCAAAUUCAUCGUCCCUACAUCAGGAAGUAUCCUUGCUGUGUUGGCACCUGUGCCAAGAUGGUUAUCAACAAGAAGCAGCUUCGGAGGCACAUGACAAGAUCUCAUCAUCUACCUGUUGAUGUGGCCAGGACCAAUGUUGGCAGGUGUCAAGGUUCUAUGAAGUCCAAUUAUCGGUACAUCUCACCAGGGGAGGCUCAACUUCCUGUGGCUGAGGUUUCUCCGCCGUAGGGAGGCUGCAAAUGUGGCAAGUGUGGAAGGUGUGAAUCUCUUCCCAGGAGUACACCAAUCACGGGACGAGACCGUCGACGUGGACAUCGAGGGAGAUGAGGUCAAGGUCACAACCUAUGUGAGGGGAUGGGGGCAAGACCACACCCCCUUGUAAAUACUGACUGUUAUAUACCCUGUUGGACGUGGUGUCACUUGUAAUUUUUUUGUGUACAUGUGUUAGAUAAAUUAUUAAUAUGGAUGCAGCUGUGCUAACGCGUCGCGUGUGGUGUGUGUGGACCCUGAUGUCGCGAUCAGUUGGACUUGGACAAUAAUUUUUGAUUAUGAAAUAAUUGCCAUUUGUUUUAAUGGCGUGAUUAUGUUUGAAUUAAGUAACACUUUGAUACAUUUUUAUAUAUUAUAUUAUAUUGUUACCGUUAUAUAUUUACUUGAAUGUGUGUUAGUCGUUUACAUAUUCCUGAUUACAUACUGAGGCAGCACUUAGAUUUUUAGGUUUUAGGUUUUAGGUUGACAUUGGCCUAUUUUUCAAAGGGGGGGGGGGGGGGGGGGGGGAGUGUAGCAGGAAUGAAUAGUGUAGGUUAUAUAUAUUAGAACAUACCUCGUGUUUCACUGAGCGUCGUUAGUUAUAUACCGGAAGUAUAUCUACUUCCGCUAAUCUAUUCUUCCGUAAUCGUUAUGUAAUCUUAGCUCUCAUUGGUUAGUUAUUGUGUAUUGUUGGCUAGAGUAUAAAUAGCGUCUGCACGUGUAUUUCGAUAGCCAGACGGAUGCGUUUAGUCGCAGGUCAGCUCAUUCUUUAGCUUCUUCUCUCUCUCUAACUCUAACUGUGAUGUAGUAGUGUAGGGUACUUUGUAUUAUUAACAUUGUAGUCACAUAUUCUGUGGAACCGGGAUGGGGUGGUUUAUUACACACACAUCUGUAUACCGGUAGGCGAAGUUGUAAGUAGCUACUGAGUAGGACAGGGUUAUAUACUAGGUGAUAGGAUAGUAAGGGUACGUAUAUUUCUAGGUAUUAUUGUUUGUAUUUGCGUAUGUAUAAACUCGUCAAAUGUCCACGGGGUAUAAUAAAUGUGUUAUUGAAUGUU
Messenger RNA from Pecten maximus, 1670 nucleotides. RefSeq lists its product as uncharacterized. The record is from RefSeq and is a predicted model, not a curated record. NCBI's taxonomy places the organism in Eukaryota, Metazoa, Mollusca, Bivalvia, Pectinida, Pectinidae. The transcript is spliced from 2 exons. The coding region runs from base 26 to 592 and encodes 188 amino acids.